AUGUUCUCAGUCCACCACGAACAUGCCUCGUCAAACUUGACUGCCGUCACCUUCUUGGGAUAUUUUUUGGACUAUUAUCAUCAGAACUGUAUGGGAGUUAUCAUUCCUCAGACAAUUGCCAUCCCGCGUAUGGAGUCGGUCUGGGCCUGGCGGGAAGAAAUCCAUGAAAGGGACAAAUCUCGAGCCCAAUAUCUGGACACCCUAAAAAACUUGCGGAGAAAAGCGGACGUGGAACGAGAUAACGACAACUUGCGCAAAGAGAAUGAAAGAUUGAGGGAAGACUUGAAAGAAGCGAGAGCCAGGGCUUUGAAAGCUAGCGAUGAAGCGACCGACUUGUGGGGUCAAAAGGAGACUGUCGAAGACGAUAACCGUGAUUUGAAGAGACUGGUUGCCAGGUUGCGACACCGUCUGGAGGAAUUAACACGUUCUGGAAUUGUGACCCAGGUAAAGGUGGAAAAGUCCUCCAAGCCACCAAGGAUACCGACCCCUUCACCAUCUUUGAUAUCUCAGUCAACGGCACCGGAAGUUAUCAAUUUAAUUGACGAUGAUGAUGACAUGGUGGUCGAUACCCAUCUUUCUAGCCAAUCUAUUGGAACAGCCUCAUCGCCAGUGGCCGUCAAGUCUGAACCUUCAGCGGAUGUUGUAUGUGACGGUUAUUCACGGGCUCACGUCCUACCUCUGAUGCUUUCAUUUGCAGGCAGCCGACAGCUCUAUCAACACCUGCACGCACCCAACUUCCCCCCCCCCGCAAAAAAUUUAAACGACCAGCCCGCAAACGCAAAUCCCAUGGAGUCGAUAAGUCGCCAAGCAACGAGAAAUUCGAGUUUAACCACUGUGUUACAUGGCGAAGCUAAUUCUUCGAACGCGAACGCGAGAUACGACGACCAAACGUGUGGCUGUGAAUUCGAAUUCGGGUAUUGCCGGAUUUAUCCGCCGCCCGGCAAGAAUACGGCAGCUUUGAACAUUACCGCCACCCUUCAUUGA
Messenger RNA from Guyanagaster necrorhizus, 984 nucleotides. RefSeq lists its product as uncharacterized. NCBI's taxonomy places the organism in Eukaryota, Fungi, Basidiomycota, Agaricomycetes, Agaricales, Physalacriaceae. The transcript is spliced from 6 exons. The record is from RefSeq and is a predicted model, not a curated record. Bases 1 to 984 code for a protein of 327 amino acids.